Achroia grisella is the source of this 4075-nucleotide messenger RNA. It is a transcript of the gene Nep3, whose product is annotated as endothelin-converting enzyme homolog. The coding region runs from base 365 to 2896 and encodes 843 amino acids. NCBI's taxonomy places the organism in Eukaryota, Metazoa, Arthropoda, Insecta, Lepidoptera, Pyralidae. The transcript is spliced from 14 exons. Gene Ontology annotation, molecular function: metalloendopeptidase activity. Gene Ontology annotation, cellular component: plasma membrane. The record is from RefSeq and is a predicted model, not a curated record. Gene Ontology annotation, biological process: protein processing.
AAGUAUUUCCAUGUGACGAUAGUGUACGAAUAACCUUGUACUUGAACAUGAAAUUAUUUCCAUCGUUUUAUUACGAACAGAGAAAACUAUAGAGCAGUUGUUGAAAAUGUAACAGUUUAUUGAAUAUUUAGUAGUGUUGUCUAAGAAGAAUAGUUUUAAACGGAAUUUUUACAAAUUAACUAAAGUGUGUUCCUGAAUAACAAAAAUGAAUAAACCCUUAAAGCAUCCAAGAAUAUAAAUUUACAUACAUACACAAGAAAUUAAUUCCUGAUACGCAAAAAAACAAAAUAUUAUCAUCGAAUAUCUUCGACGGUAUUCCAAAUUAGUUUGAAAAUAAAAUCAAGAAAAUAAAAAAAAUAUAGCUAUGGCUUCAGUGUCAACAGAAAGUCCUGUUCAGACGGCCAACACUCCAACCCCUGAUAACACUCCAACCCCAUCACCAGGCCCUGAAGCGGUGACCAAGUUCAACUUCCUAAAACAAGUCCGAUCAGCCAGGAAUAACCCGUUUGUUAAAGCUAGACCUUCACUCACAAGGGAGAGCUCGACAGCGGAACUAUUUUCCAGGGAAAAUUCCAGUACGGAUUUCUUUCAAAACUCCAGGUUGAAUUUAUUCGAGACUGCGCCUAAACCAGACGCAACCACCCAGGGUUAUGGCAAGGGCGUCUCUUUCAUAGGAUGGCACCAAAGAACGAAGCUGGAAAGGGUGCUUUUGAUUCUGAUAGCAGCUCUACUGGUCGCUGUACUCCUUACCACAUCCUUACUCCUGGCCAUGAAAGGUCCUUCGUAUCUGCCCGUACCGCCGUGCUAUCAACCAGAACCAAAAGGAGACUCCAGCGUGUGCCUCUCAAGUUCAUGUAUCUACACUGCCAGCGAGGUGAUUAGAGCGUUAGACGAGACCCAGGACCCUUGUAAUGAUUUCUAUGAGUUCGCUUGCGGCGGGUGGAUUAGAAACAACCCUAUACCCGAGGGAAAAUCCACUUGGGGGAUCUUCAGUAACAUUGAAUUGCAGAAUCAACUAACUAUACGUUAUGCGCUCGAAAAAGUGAAUACCACAGACAAUACUGGUGCUGAGGCAAAAGCCCGUGUGUACUAUGAUGCGUGUAUAGACACGAACGAGACCAUAGAGAAGCUGGGCGAGAAGCCUCUGGUGAACAUCAUCAAGAAACUGGGGGGCUGGCACAUCCUCCCCAGUACCAUGAUCAAACAGCCUAAGUUUGAUUUGCAGAGGCUACUCCAGGAUGUACAAAAUUCUUACAAUUUAGGUGGAUUAUUUAAUUGGGCGGUGACAGAAGAUGACAGGAAUUCAUCCAAACAUGUUAUAGUUUUGGACCAAGGCGGCCUGAAUCUACCAACCCGAGAUAACUAUCUGAACAAAACAGCACAUAAGAAAGUACUAGAUGCAUACUUAGAUUACAUGACUCGAGUUUGCGUAUUAUUAGGCGCAAACAAAUCUGAAGCUAGAUCUCAAAUGAGUAAAGUUAUACAGUUCGAAACGGAUUUAGCAAAUAUAACCACCCCCUCUGAGGAGAGAAGGGAUGAAGAGGGAUUGUAUAACCCUUACACUAUAAGGCAAUGGCAAAAGGAAGCGCCAUUCCUGAAUUGGACUAUGUUCUUUAAUGAUGCUUUCAAAUUGGUUAAUAGAACGAUACCCGAUACUGAGAGAAUAGUAGUAUACGCGCCUGAAUACUUCAGAAAUCUCACUAAAGUUUUAAGAAAAUAUAGCAAAUCUGAAGAUGAUCAGAAAACUGUUACCAGUUAUAUGAUGUGGCAAGUUUCGCGCUCAUUGUCUACAUAUUUGUCGAAGUCCUUCCGAGAUGCAACCAAGAUAUUAAGGAAAGCGCUGUUUGGUUCUGAGGGUACAGAAGAGUCUUGGAGAUAUUGUGUUACCGACACUAACAAUGCUAUUGGCUUUGCAGUCGGUGCCAUGUUUGUCCGCGAAGUUUUCCACGGUGAAGCAAAAACCCAAGGCGAGAUUAUGAUUGAUAACAUACGAAACGCUUUCAAGAGAAACCUCAAGAACUUGGACUGGAUGGAUUCGGAGACUAGGGAAGCAGCGGAGACAAAGGCAGACGCUAUCACGGAUAUGAUAGGUUUCCCUGACUACAUCCUGCAUAAAGACGAGUUGAACAAACAAUACGAGGAGUUGGUAGUGAAGCCAAAUGAGUAUUUUGACAACAACAUCGCAUUCAACGUGUUCAGUUUGCGGAAUGACCUCAAGAAGUUAGAUCAGCCCGUCAACAAAACUAAAUGGGGUAUGACCCCUUCUACUGUGAACGCGUACUACACACCAACCAAGAACCAGAUAGUGUUCCCCGCUGGUAUCCUGCAGUUGCCGUUUUAUGAUGGCGACAAUCCUAAAUGUGUCAACUAUGGAGCUAUGGGAGUGGUCAUGGGACAUGAACUCACACACGCGUUUGAUGACCAGGGGAGAGAGUAUGACAGGUUUGGCAAUUUGAACAAAUGGUGGAAUAACGCAACUAUAGACCGGUUUAAAAAACGAGCGGAAUGUAUACAGAAACAAUAUUCCGACUACACUGUGGAGGGACAACACUUGAACGGGAAACAAACUCUAGGCGAGAACAUAGCAGACAACGGUGGUUUAAAAGCUUCUUUCCACGCAUACCUCGACUACAGCUCGAGCAAAGACGCCGCCGUGAACUUGACUUUGCCCGGCCUCAAGUACAAUCAUAGACAACUGUUCUUUAUAUCUUUUGCUCAGGUAUGGUGUUCGGCGAUGACCAAGGAGUCAACGAAGAUGCAAAUAGAGAAAGAUGACCACACCGUUGCAAAAUACAGAGUCAUCGGGCCCAUAUCAAACUUGAAGGAGUUUUCAGAAGAAUUCCAUUGUCCCAUUGGAUCAAAAAUGAAUCCCAAGCACAAAUGCGAAGUAUGGUAAAACUCGCUAUAAACAACGUGAACAAAACCAUAGACAUUAGAAAUUGCGGAGUAACCUAUUUUGUACGUAAAAUUUGUUACUGCGUAGUGCGCAGGUCAUGUGGUCGAAUUUUGCCAGCAUCUUACAAAUAUAGGCGUUAUUGCUAAUAAGCUUUGGCCCGGCUACAAUAUAAUUUCAGCAGUGGUAUAUGAAAGCCAUAGAGUGAGUAAUCAAUAAAACAAAAUAGGCCAUCUGUGUCGUAUACAGCUUUGGCUUAUCUGUAUUAUAUAUUACAUUAAUCUAUAUUUGUAAAGGCGAAAGUUGAGAUCUUUUGAUAGUUAUUGUAUGUGUAAUGAGCUUAGCAGCUGUUUUAAUCGGUAUCUAAUCAGGUCAUAGAGGCGAAUUAAAAAGUAAAUUACGUAAGUAUCUAUUGUAAAUAAAUAGCGCUCACUGUUCCUACGUGCAUAUUGCGCGCCAAAAUGUAAUGAACACAAGAGAAAGAAAAUGAUUUUUUUAAAAAAAGAACAUGUUUAAUUAAUUCAUAAAUUUAUAACAAACUUUCCUAAAUGCCAACUAAUCAUAAUUGUAGAGUAAUUUAUAAUAUUUAUUUAAAAGAACGUAGUAUGUUAAAAGAAUAUAUUAUCAAAUUUAUAUUUGGAAUGGUACUUAUUCAAAUGUUGGUAGCCUUAAAUUUUGAUGUCUGUAAUGCUUUUUACGUUAAAUGUAACCUAAAAUUAGCUGAGUAUAGUCGUAAAUAUUUCGUUUGUUGUUAUGCAUAAAUCCUAGUUCACACUGUGUUUACAAGUUAGUGCUAUUAUAAGUACGGAUUAAAUUAAUAUCUACUGACUAAAAUACAAACACAGUAUAAACUAAGUCUUACUGUGUAAUAUAAUUUAAAUUUAUACAAAACUAAUUGUUAAGUAAAUGUUUAGGCGUACUUAAUGUAAGUUAACUAUGGUUGAUGAAAGUGCCAUUUUUGAAAUAUAACUGUUUUAACCACAGAGUAUAAUAUUACCACAGAUAAGAUAAAAUUACAUAUAAUAAAAUAAUGUAAUCGUUUUAGAAUCUGUACUGUGAAAUUUGGAAGUUUAAACAUAGUCUUCCCUUCUAUUCCACAUAGGAUUUUCAUUAGAUGAAAGUAAAUUACUAAAAACAAAAUACUUACUCCAGUCACUUAAAAUGCCAAACAGCCAAAUUAUA